Messenger RNA from Heteronotia binoei (common prickly gecko), 942 nucleotides. RefSeq names its product olfactory receptor 12D1-like. Gene Ontology annotation, cellular component: membrane. The coding region runs from base 1 to 942 and encodes 313 amino acids. Gene Ontology annotation, biological process: G protein-coupled receptor signaling pathway. Gene Ontology annotation, molecular function: olfactory receptor activity; G protein-coupled receptor activity. Lineage: Eukaryota; Metazoa; Chordata; Lepidosauria; Squamata; Gekkonidae. The record is from RefSeq and is a predicted model, not a curated record. The transcript has a single exon.
AUGGAGAACAUGGCUGAAGUGCAUGAAUUCAUUCUCCUGGGUCUUGCAUAUGAACACAGAGAGAGAUACACUCUAUUUGUGAUGUUCCUGCUGCUCUACUUGGCCAGUUUGCUGGGAAAUGGAGCCAUUCUGGCUGUAGCUAUAGCUGAGCCUCAACUCCAUACUCCCAUGUAUUUUUUUCUGGGCAAUCUCUCCUGCCUGGAUAUUUGCUACUCCACUGUUACUGUGCCUAAAAUGUUGGGUGGCUUCUUAACAGAACACCAAGCAAUUUCUUUCAUUGAAUGCCUGGUUCAGUUGCACUUCUUUUACUUCUUGGGCAGUGGUGAGGGCAUCCUUCUGGGGGUUAUGGCCUUUGAUCGCUACGUGGCUAUCUGCAACCCUCUGUGCUACACAGUCAUCAUGAAUAAAUGGGCUUGCCUUCUGCUAGCUGGGGCCACCUGGGCAGCUGGUUUCUUCCAUGCUCUUAUGCACACAGUUCUGACCUCCCGUCUAUGGUUCUGUGGCCCCAAUCAUGUCCAACAUUUCUUUUGUGACAUCAAGCCCCUCUUAAAAUUGGCCUGCAGUUGUACUGCUCUCAACCUCAGACUUCUUAAUAUUGUUACUGGAUCAAUUGCGCUGGGUGCCUUCUUCCUCACCCUUCUCUCCUACUUUUACAUUAUAUCCUUCCUCUUCUUCAAAGUCCAGUCUUGGAAAAGCCGUUGGAAAGCCUUCUCGACUUGUGCCUCCCAUCUGACUGUUGUGGCUCUAAUGUAUAUUCCAGUUCUUUCCAAUUACAUGCUUGCAUCUACUGGUGAAUCAGCUGAAAGAGAGAUGAUUGUCACUAUAUUAUAUAGUGCAAUCACUCCAAUUUUGAAUCUUCUAAUUUAUACUCUUAGGAAUCAAGAGGUAAAAUCUGCUCUGAAAAAAAUCUUCAGCAAGAAAUAUUUUUUUGGAAGGAUAUGA